UCGGUGAGAGGAUAUUAGUAUCAAGGUCUGCGAAUCAGAGAAGGGAAAGGGCAUUUGAAGUGAGUUAGCGGUGAGGGGUCAUGGUUUCGCUUCAUCCACUUGUGUGUCCUUUGUCAGUUUCCUCUUGCUCCUCUGACAUUUUUAGAUGCUCCCUUUGGUCUAGCUGCUACCGGUCCGCAUGUUUUGCCCCAAAACGAAGAAACAGCUCCAAAACAGAGCAGCGUUCUUUCAUCUGCAAUGCUUCGUGGCAAGAGCUCGCCGGAGUUUUACUAUUCUCAGCGAUUCCUUUCACUGCCGUGAAAGCCAUAGCUAAUAGUCCUCUAGGAGAGUCGCUUCAGAGGAAAAUGGAGGAGGAGAAGAAAUCUGCUGAAAAAAAAUCGUCUAAAUUCAAGGCAUUAGCCGACAAGGCCCGAAAGGAGAGCUGUUGGUAUGGAGAAGAUCGGCCUCGUUGGCUUGGUCCUAUAUCAUAUGAAUACCCAUCAUAUCUUACUGGGGACUUGCCUGGGGAUUACGGCUUUGACAUUGCGGGGCUAGGCAAGGAUCCUGUGGCGCUGCGUAAAUACUUCAAGUAUGUUAUAUUUAAUAUUUUAAUGGAAGCCAUCAUGCAUGUGUUGCUGCUGCUUGUCAUUUUUGAGAUAUUGCAUGCUCGUUGGGCUAUGCUUGCAUCUAUUGGAGCUCUGAUUCCAGAAAUAUUAGACCUAUUGGGAGCCUUUCACUUUGUGGAACCUGUGUGGUGGCGUGUUGGUUAUUCAAAGCUCAAGGGAGAUACUUUGGAUUACCUUGGCAUCCAAGGUCUUCACUUUGCUGGAAGUCAGGGAGUGGUCGUGAUUGCUAUUUGCCAAGCACUCCUUAUGGUUGGACCAGAAUACGCUAGGUAUUGUGGGACUGAGGCAUUGGAGCCUCUAGGAAUAUAUCUGCCCGGUGAUAUAAAUUAUCCUGGAGGAGCUUUGUUUGAUCCCUUGAAUCUGUCCAACGAUCCCGAAGCUUUUGAAGAGCUGAAGGUAAAAGAAAUUAAAAAUGGACGUUUGGCAAUGGUUGCCUGGUUAGGCUUUUACGUGCAAGCAGCACUGACGGGUAAAGGUCCAGUUCAGAACCUUAUUGAUUUCAUUUCGGAUCCUUUCCACAACAACUUUCUGAACUCCCUCAACAUUAUGAAAUUCGUCAUAUGAUGUCGAUAAGGAAUUUACUUUCAUUUGGAUGCUCGUUUCUACGUUUUUGCUGACGGAAUUCUUGUCAGAAUGGUAUAACCAUCAGCCAUGUACUCCUCGCAAUCAGUAGUCAAAUCUCUGUACAAAAGAAACUAUUUCUAAUAUUUUGCUUGUUACUCUUCAGUUUUGGACAAAUAUAAUCACGGAGAUUUUUUAAA
Vigna radiata var. radiata (mung bean) is the source of this 1366-nucleotide messenger RNA. RefSeq names its product chlorophyll a-b binding protein 7, chloroplastic. The transcript is spliced from 6 exons. Gene Ontology annotation, cellular component: membrane. The record is from RefSeq and is a predicted model, not a curated record. Bases 81 to 1169 code for a protein of 362 amino acids. Gene Ontology annotation, biological process: response to light stimulus; photosynthesis, light harvesting in photosystem I. Lineage: Eukaryota; Viridiplantae; Streptophyta; Magnoliopsida; Fabales; Fabaceae.